GUUGACGCUCAGUCGUUCUACCCAUCGACCGCAUGCGUCUUUGUCGCGAAUCUGCCGGAGGGCGUCAAGGACAACCGUCUCGAAGCUGAGGUUACUCGCCAUUUCAGCAAGUUUGGUGUCGUCUUUGUCAAAAUCCGUCGAGACUCGAAGAACAUGCCCUUCGCGUUCUGCCAGUACACGAAUGACGAAGACGCCAGAGUCGCGAUGACACAGGGCAAAGGUACCGUUAUUCAUGGCCGUGCCUGUCGUACGGAGAUGACGCGAGUUAAUUCUAACAUCCAGUCAGGUGCCUACAUCAUCUACAAUUGCAAUGGCGGCAACCUCAGUGUCGAGGAAGCCCGCAAGGUGCUCGAGUCCUUUGGUCCGUUGAGCAAGUGUGGACCCCUCGACACCCAGAUGCAAGGUGCCAUGAGCCUGGGCAAGUCUGUCUUGAUCGAGUUCACCACGUUCGAUCCCUCUCGGGAUAUCCAAGCUGUAAGUGGCCAUGUUCGACCCAUCCUCCACCACAACAUAUUUCUCACAAAUUUUGAACUUUCAGGCAUUCCGUCACCACCCUUCCUAUCGUGUCGUAGCCUACGAUCCCAAGAAGAUUAUGCAGAGCCCUAAGGUAGAUGCGGAUGAGGCCUGGCUCCAGCGAUACGAAGUUGAGCGUCGCUCCAUCUUCAUCGGGAACCUGCCUGUUGAUUUCCCGGAUCUCGAGGACAAGCUCCGAGCUGUCGUCGAUAAGAUUGGCGAUGUGCUUAACAUCCAGAUCAUUCAGAAAGAGGGCAAGAACGGUCGCCCUACGGCGUUUGCCUUCGUCGAGUUCGCCCGUCCCGAUAUGGCUGAGGUUGCUGUAAAGCGAUUGAGUUCAGCUAUGCUCUUAGGAUGCGAG
This is a messenger RNA of Pseudomassariella vexata, 874 nucleotides long. RefSeq lists its product as uncharacterized. NCBI's taxonomy places the organism in Eukaryota, Fungi, Ascomycota, Sordariomycetes, Amphisphaeriales, Pseudomassariaceae. Gene Ontology annotation, molecular function: RNA binding. The transcript is spliced from 4 exons. The annotation marks the transcript as partial. The record is from RefSeq and is a predicted model, not a curated record.